AUGAUGGAUGUUCUCUGGACCAUGCCGGACUUUGCCACCAAACCCAACGAGCUGGUGACCACGGAAGACUACUACCCGGACUACGAGACGUCGGUCUGCAAUACGGAGGACUCUCAGAAAGCCAGCUCUGGGCCUCUGGCGGCUCUGUAUUGCCUCCUGUUCACAGCCGGCCUGCUGGGGAACGUCCUGGUGGUCCUCGUCCUGGCCGCCCACAAGAAGCCGCGGAGCACGACGGACAUCUACCUCCUGAACCUGGCCAUCUCCGACCUGCUCUUCGUGCUCUGCCUCCCCUUCCUCGCAUACGACAACCUGGACCAGUGGGUCUUCGGGAACUGGCUGUGCAAGCUGGUUUCCGGCGUGCACUACCUGGGCUUCUUCAGCAGCAUCUUCUUCAUCACCCUGAUGAGCGUGGACCGCUACCUAGCCAUCGUGCACGCGGUCUACGCCCUGAAGGUCAGGACGGCCUCCCGCGGGGUGGCCGUGAGCCUGGCCGUGUGGAGCCUGGCCCUGUUGGCGUCCACCCCGGCUAUGUUUUUCUACGGGGGCUUCUUCGAGGACGGCGCCUGGAGGUGCUACCUCACCCCCUCCGAAGACGGCAUCCGGUGGAAACUGUUCACCAACUUCGAAAUCCACCUCCUGGGCCUCCUGAUUCCCCCCAGCAUCCUGACUUACUGCUACGCCCACAUCCUCCGGCAGCUGAGGAGGUGCCAGAACCAGAACAGGGAGAAGGCCAUCCGGAUGGUGCUCGUGGUCGCGGUGGCCUUCUUCGUCUUCUGGACCCCGUUCAACGUGGUGCUCUUCCUGGACUCGCUCCACAGGCUGGGGGUGCUGGGGGGCUGCGCGGUCAUCCAGGGGCUGGACCGGGCCUCGAGGGUCACCGAGGUCCUCUGCCACUCCCACUGCUGCGUCAACCCGGCCAUCUACGCCUUCAUGGGGGAGCGCUUUCGGAAACACCUGGCUGAGAUGUUCCGGAAGUUCGGGCGCCCGCUCUCGGCCUGCCUGGACGCCCGCUUCCUCCAAGACCCCUGGGAGAGGUCUCAGUCCUUGCCCACCGCCUCGUCUCGCUCCUCCAGGUCCGACUGCAUUCUGUGA
Tachyglossus aculeatus (Australian echidna) is the source of this 1092-nucleotide messenger RNA. Its product is annotated as C-C chemokine receptor type 8-like. Gene Ontology annotation, molecular function: chemokine receptor activity. The record is from RefSeq and is a predicted model, not a curated record. NCBI's taxonomy places the organism in Eukaryota, Metazoa, Chordata, Mammalia, Monotremata, Tachyglossidae. Gene Ontology annotation, biological process: chemotaxis; G protein-coupled receptor signaling pathway; immune response. The coding region runs from base 1 to 1092 and encodes 363 amino acids. Gene Ontology annotation, cellular component: membrane. The transcript is spliced from 2 exons.